CCGAGGGGGCGUGGCGGCGGCGGCGGCGCUUCCCGGCAGCCCUCAGACGGGAAGGGGAAGCGGCCAGGCCGGAGCGGCGGCAGGAGCGGGAGCGGCGUUCUCGUGAGGAAAGAUGGUGAAGGAAACGGGCUACUAUGACUUACUGGGGGUCAAGCCCUGUGCCACAAUGGAGGAAAUCAAGCGGGCCUAUCGGCGGCUGGCGCUGAGGUACCACCCUGACAAGAACCCCAGUGAGGGGGACCGAUUCAAGCAGAUUUCUCAAGCCUACGAGGUGUUGUCAGACCCACAGAAGAGGUCGCUGUACGACCGCGGUGGGGAACGGGCCAUGAAAGAAGGUGGCGUGGGGGGAAGAGGCGGCUUUGGGCCCCCGAUGGAUAUCUUCGACCUGUUCUUUGGAGGAGGAAGCCGCAUGCAUGGACCCCGGAUGGAGAGGAGAGGAAAGACAGCUGUGCACCAGCUGUCUGUGACCCUGGAGGACUUGUACAACGGGGCCACUCGAAAGCUUUCCCUCCAGAAGAACGUCAUCUGUCGAAGUUGUGGUGGCCGCGGAGGGAGAGAAGGCCUUGACACGCGGUGUCCCAAGUGCCAUGGCUCUGGCGUGGAGGUCAUUGUUCACCAGCUGGGGCCAAACGUGGUGCACCACAUCCAGACGGUGUGCUCGCAGUGCCAGGGCCAAGGGGAGUGGCUGCGGCCCCUGGAUCGCUGCCUCGCCUGCAAUGGCCGGAAGGUCACUCGGGAGAAGAAGGUCCUCAGUGUCCACUUGGACAAAGGCAUGGCCGACAGGCAGAAGAUCACUUUCCACCAGGAAGGAGAUCAGGGGCCGGGCCUGGAGCCUGGAGACAUCGUCAUAGUCCUCGACCAGAAGGAGCAUCCGGUCUUCCAACGCCGCGGCAACGAUCUGGUUAUCCAGAAGGAGAUUGAGCUUGUGGAUGCCCUCUGUGGCUGCAAGACGGUCGUCCAGACCCUGGAUAACAGGAGGCUGCUUGUCUCCUCCCGGCCAGGAGCCAUUAUCAAACCUGGAGAUGUCAAGUGCAUCCCCAGUGAAGGGAUGCCGGUCUACCGGAGCCCCUCCCAGAAGGGGAAGCUCAUCAUCCAAUUCCAGGUGAAGUUCCCGGAACCCGGCUGGCUUCCCACCCACCAGCUCCGUCAAUUCCAGGCCUUCUUCCCGCACCGGGAAGAGGUCAUGGCGACUGAAGACACAGAAGAGGUGGAGCUGCGGGAGUAUUUUCCGCACCUGGAGCACGGGCGGCGCUUCGCUGGGGAGGUCUACCGUGAGGAUGAUUUUGAGGAUCCGAUGCGUCACAACGUCCAGUGCCAGACCUCGUAGCGCCAGAGACUGAGCCCCUGUGUUCAGCUGGAGGACAGAAAACAGAUCACCCCUGCCCCCUGCCCCCUCUGCUAGGAAGAGGGGAUGUGCCUUGGGGCCCCACCCGGGGUGGGGCAACGUCUACUGCCUGUGCUGUCUGCUGCAGAGGGCGCCGUCCCUCCUACCCAGUUCUGUCCCCUCCCCCUCGCCCUCGGAUGAAGUCUUUGGGCACUUGAGUUGCUGGUGCUGGUGGGAGGAGCCAGCCCCCUCCCGGUGGGUGGUGGAGUGCCAGAGACCCCGCCCAUUGCCCUGGAACGCCUUCUUGUGGCCUGGCAAGAGGUGGGGCAUAGCCCAGCCGGCCAUGGGGGUGUCCCCGUGCUGCAGAUCUGAAGCUGGGGCUCUGAAGCUGCCCCAGGGAUUGCUGCAGGUUCAAUAGAGCAGUCAGGCGGGCAGAUAUUUGGCUGUUUUGCACUCUUUGCUGGGAGUGGGGUGCUUUUAGGGCCUCCCCAGUGCAGGCCCGUCUCCAGCAACACACUUCUGAAGACCUUUAGAAGGGCUUAAGUUUCUGGAAGGGGGGCGGCAAUUCCCACCAGUUUCUCUCCUCCCGCCUGCUGGAAUUGCUGCCCCCUUUCCUGAAGCCUGACAUGCCCCUUCAGUCUUCCAAGCAGCCUGUUUUGGGAAAGGGGGGGGGUGUCCUGCUGUCCCCUCCUCCUCGUGCCACAUUGGCCCUGGCUUCGUGUCUGUCCCUCUAGCAGUCUCCGGGCAAGAUUUACUCCUGCCGGCCUGUAGCUCGGUGCAAGUGGAAAGGCUGCAGGAAUGGGGCCAGUGCGGGUGGAGGGGCCCCUCUCCCUGGUCUUCCCUUCGGGUCUUGAGCUUUUCAGUAAGUUUUCUCUCCAGUCUUAUUCCCAAACCUAGUAUAGCUUCUCUGGGGUGCCCAAUGAUACAGCCGUCGGGGGGUGGGGGUGGGGGGCGUUUCUCUCCAGUUGUAGCGGGGUCUCUUGGUGCUCUCCUUCAGUAGCAAAGCCUCCGUGGCUGAGCUCUGCAGGCUUUGGGUCCUGAGCUCUUGGCAAGAGCAGGCGCUUCGUGGAUCCUCGUGGAGGUUUUGUGGCUGUGGCUGAUCUGCCUGAAGAUUUUAAUUGGGGCUGCAUCAGGCUGGUCUGCAUGGUUCUGCCUUUACAAUGGCAAACGGAGGCUUUCCUGGGAGACUCUGGUAGAGGAGGGGGCUGUCCCCUGGCAAAAGGGAGUUCCAGACACCCCCCCCCCCGGCUUCCCCACUCUCCCGGUUUCCACUCAGGACACCUGAGUGGCGUUGCUUUCCCUUCCCAUCACUCCAAAGUGUUUUUCCUUUAGUUACAAGAGUCUGAGGUUAAAAGCCCGUUUUCUAAAGGGAUCUGAGAAUGGGCAGCUGUCACCGUUGCCUCUGGAUGGCGCCCUGCCCCGGAGGAGCUCCUGCCUGGGUCUCGGCCCGCCAGGCGUCGGAGGCCAACCCUCACCCGUGGGGAAGAUGGGAAGUCUGCUUGCCUUGGGCCGAAGGGCGGGAACGCGCGUGGCCCAGUUGCUUUCCUGCAGGCAGCCAGCCAGCCAGCCAGCCAGCCAACCGGGGCUUGGGAAGGCUCCUCGGAAUGGGAGGAGCAGGAGGAAGCCGUUGGUCGUGGCCAGCCUCGUGGGUUGAUCUCCCUGGAGCUCACAGGAGGCACCAGAAGACGGAGCCUGUUUCGGACUGGAGUCUGUCUGCUGUUUGGCUUUUUGCCUUCGGGGGCUGUGGGGGCUGGAUGGGCGCUGCUUCAGGAGAACGGCUCCCCUGGGCAGAGGUGCCUGAGGGGGGGUGGUCUGUGGGGGCGCUUUGGUCCAGCGCCUCUGAUGUGUUCUCCAUGUUAAAUCAAAUGGGUCUGGUACAGAAUCCUCCUUAGUUUGCCGCAAAAUGUGGGGAGUGCUUUAAACACGUACAAAUAAUCAUAUUACCAAACUAGGGGAUGCAAGUGAAGGGCGGGGGUGUUUGUGGAAGGCCCUUCCCCAGCCAGAAGGAGCUGCCGAGCCCUGCUGAUCGCCUUCGGGCUUCCAGCUGAACUCACAGGCCUGCCUGGAAGUGAUAGGGAGCUGCCAGGCUCCGCUGGGCUCUGGUGUGCUUGGAGGGGGGCCAUGCCACUCUGUGCCCAGAGGGAGGCGCUCAGCUGAGCUGGAGAUGGGACUUCCCUUCUCUGCAUUGGCAAGGGAUCACGUCCGUUUCCAAAUGCAGUUGAUGCCAUUGACUUGCAACAUAGUUGUGGACACGUUUCUGUGGCCUACCUGCAGGGAGGUCGUAGGCCCAGGGCCUCCUGGCCUACAGUUACCCUGCAUGGAUGUUCUGCUAGGUGGAGGUGGCCUGGCCAUUUGCAGUGCCUGGGGUCUCUUGGUCCUUUUCCCGUUUCAGUUUGUGUCUUUGAGGGCACCAGUGUGGUUGGCUGAGAGGAAGGGCACUGGUCUUGCUGGGCGUACGCUGACGGUUCUUAGUUCAGUUGCCCCUCGUUCCAGCUUGAGCCCUAGAAACUUGGAUCUUGAGAUAGCUGACAUUCCUAAGAUCGCUCCCUCGGGAACGGGCAAGGGGCCCUGCUGCACCAGACCAGUGGUCCAUCUAGCCCCCCAUCCUGCUCCACGCAGUGCCCCAGAAGGUGCCUUAGAGGGCCAAGGGUGUCCAGACCAAAGCCUGCCUCUGAGGCCUCUUCCUAGCGCUGGGAUUCAAGGUUUGCUGCCUCUUGAUACGGAGGGUCCCUUCAGUCCCCCUGGCUGGGAUCCCUUGAUGGAUCCUCUGUACCUCUGAAACCCUUGAAAACCCGCCUGUGCCGAUGGUUAUCACUGUGUCCCCUUUCCUCUGGCCUGGACCGCUUUCCCAUUGACCUCUUUCAGUGGCCCCAGUUCUAGUACGGGAGAGGGGGGAAUGGCCCUGUCGCCUUGCCUUGUCCGCCUUUUGGCCAUCUUUUCCCUAAGCUACAAAGUCCCAGAAUCUUCAGCCUUUCCUCCUAGGAAUGGUGCUCCAACCCCUUAACUCCCUUGGCUGCCCUCGUCUUCUCAGUGUCCCAGUAUGGAGUUUGCCCUCUUCAGCAUGCUGGAUCGACUCUGCCAUUGACUAAUAAUAACAUUCGAUUUAUACACCGCCCUUCAGGAUGACUUUAACACCCACUCAGAGUGGUUUACAAAGUAUGUUCUUAUCCCCACAACAAAACACCCUGUGAGGUGGGUGGGGCUGAGAGAGCGCCUAGAAGCUGUGACUCAUCCAAUGUCACCCAGCUGGCUUCAAGUGGAGGAGCAAGGAAGCAAACCCGGCUCUCCAGGUUCAAGUCCUGCCGCUCUUCUCAACCACUGCACCAAACUGGCUCUCUGUUGGGGAGCUUUGCACAGCCCAAACAUCUCUUUCCAUCUCAGUUUCCGCCUGUUUAGAAACGGUCGGCAUCUAUUUAAGUGGGGAGGGGGAUGUUCCAGCCUACACAGAACUUCGUUUGCCACGUGGUUGCCCCCUCACCCAAUUUGUGGAGUUCCUCCUGGAGUUCUUCGCAGCCGGCCUUGGUGUCCACCAUCCUGAGUGGCUGUGUGUCGUCUGCAGACUUGGCCACUUCGUGGCUCCCGUCCAGAUCGUUUAUGGACAAAUUAAAAAGCUCUGGACCGAAUGCCAAUUUUCUCUAAGGAACCAGCCAUUUAUUCCUACUUUCUGCUUCCUGCUGUUUAACAAAUUUUUAAUCUUGCUUGGGAGUCUUUGGUGAGAGAUCUUGUCAACAGGCUUUUGGGUGUCCAAAUAUUAUUCCUUGGAUUUCUAUCCUACCCUCCCCGCAAGCGGGCUCAGGGCAGGUUACAACAGUAAAAACAUAAGUUACAUCAGGCUGUAACUCCUUUGGGGGCAGAUGCUCAUAGAGGGGGGGGGCAGGUGGUCACACGACCCCUAUGCCAGGAGGCCAGUGCGCCAUCUCAGUCUUGCGGGCCUGCCAGAACGACAAAAGAUCCUGGCGCGUAGCCUCUUAAGAGAGUCCCGCCAGGUUGGAGCCAGGACUGAGAAGGCCCUGGCUCCGGUUGAGGCCAGUCUCGCCUCCCUGCGGCCCGGGACCACCAGUAGAUGUUUGAUGGCUGAUCGCGGCACUCUCCAGGGCACAUACGGUCAUAUGUAACAUCUACUGAGCCAUCUUUGUGCACACGCUUGUUAGGCUCCCAAAACCUGCCGAAGUGGCCCCUGACGGGGCUUCCUUUCCCAGUAGUCUUGUUGACUCUCCCUGGGCAGGCGCUCACUUCCUCGAUGGUGCUUUUAAUUAACUUGUUUUUUGAGAGUCUUGGGAUGUUACAGCCUGGGUGUCCAGUGCUGACUUGUGGUUGACAACAUACAUGCCUAUGUUUGUGCUGUGAUUCUCUGGGGAAAGUGGUUGUAGCAUGUGGCUUCAGCCUCCUGGGGAUCUAGCCCUCAUGCCUGUGAAGACAUGGCCGGGGAAUGUCUGCCAGAAUCUCGAAGGUCGGAACCAGAUAUGAGGGAGGGGGCUUCAAUGUUCUUUCCCCUCCUGAUAGCUACCAAAACUAGAAUAAACCAUGCAGAAUAAAAAAAUUGUGAAUCUGCGUCAUUUAAAAAAAUAUUUGGCCAAAUAUUAUAUUUAAUAUAUGGCCAGCUUUUCUUGGUACAGAAUUUUACUCUCCUGCAAAGCGUGCCAUAGUCGUAGCCUAGACCAGAGUAGCAAAUUGGCUUCUGUGGAGGGGCUGGAUAUUGUCAGGAAUGAAGGACUGGUGUUUCUUGGGCACCUCCUGAGGAGCGGCUCACCUGGCACAUGUGAAAUGCAUUUCCUAGACUGUGCAUACUUUUCUGCACUGACUGAGGGGAUUUCAUGUGGUGGGCUGGGUCCGAGUGGCUGAUGCGUUCAGGUUACUGAUGGACAAUCAGGAUAUGCCCGCUCAACCAGUCAAUGUAUUCCCUGUGGUUUGGGCAUCUGUUUCUUUCCAAGCUACUAUGAAUAACAAUUCUGGGUAUUUAUCUGAACCUCUGCAAGGUUCCACGUGUCAGACAUUGUCUGCAUGCCCCUAUAAUCCUGUUGUUUUUUCAGUCAGUCAAGCUCCUCCUCUGGUUGAAUUUCCCAGCUGAUAGCGGCUUACAGUAGGCUUUCCAUCCAGUUCUAGCAGGCCUCGUUUGAAACGGCUGUGCUGCUUGUCCACAAGGCACAGAGAUAGUGGAAGGCGUGGCCGCCUGUGGCUCACGUUGGCCACGUAUUUGAGUGAACAGGGAAGUCGGAUGGACGGCCCGUCUGCAGCCUUUCUUCGCUGGAUCACUGGGUUCCUGAAUCUUGGGGUGCAACUGGCUAAAUUGGAUUUGGGGAGCAAAUGGGGACCCCGAGCCCUUUUAUUUGGCCCCUGCGGAGUGCUCCCAAAUUUAAAUCCCCCCUUGAGAAACUGGUGCCGUUGUUUGAUUGGUGGAACAACUUGAUUUCUGGAGUUGUGGGUAGGCAAGAGAAACUAGGCCCUUCUGUGUGCGGGCUGGCUUGGGGCUGCAUACUGUGCCCUUGGUGCCUCCAGAGCUGCCUCCGUUGAGGAUCUCGGCGUGGCACGGCAUGCCUGUCCUCUGGGGCUUGUUGGUGAAGCAGAAACUCAGGUGCUGGGGCUAAAAGUUGGCUGUUCUAGAAAUACUUGCUUUAUAGCUUUGAUAUAAAAUCUUUGCAUGCGAUGAACUUCUUUCCUGCAGUGGUGGUUUAGGAUGUGAAUUAAAUCUGCUUAUAGGUAGGUCUCUGUGCAUUGCUGGAGGCGGCGUGAGAGAUGCUGGAGCACAGAUGGAUCAAAACCCAUUUAAUUUUUAAUGGAUUUGUUGUCUCUCAGGCUUUUAGUAGCCUAAAUUAGGUUAUGUAAAGGUAGAGGUUUUAUGUGCACAAAAAGGAGAAAGAAAAACCCUCCUGCACCACUUUUAAACUAUUUUUGUAAAAAAAGAAAUCCAACUCUGCAUCUCUUUGGGAAAUGCUUUCUACACAAAAUUAAAAGUGGGCCUGCACCCAGGCGCUCUGUGUGUG
Eublepharis macularius is the source of this 7305-nucleotide messenger RNA. Its product is annotated as dnaJ homolog subfamily A member 1-like. NCBI's taxonomy places the organism in Eukaryota, Metazoa, Chordata, Lepidosauria, Squamata, Eublepharidae. Gene Ontology annotation, molecular function: Hsp70 protein binding; ATP binding. Gene Ontology annotation, cellular component: cytosol; cytoplasm. The record is from RefSeq and is a predicted model, not a curated record. The transcript has 8 exons. Bases 113 to 1327 code for a protein of 404 amino acids. Gene Ontology annotation, biological process: protein refolding; response to heat.